Molecule: messenger RNA, 965 nt
Organism: Mya arenaria
Lineage: Eukaryota; Metazoa; Mollusca; Bivalvia; Myida; Myidae
Exons: 4
Coding region: 24-965 (313 amino acids)
Source: RefSeq, a predicted model, not a curated record
CUAACUUUUAGUGCAUAUAACAUAUGAAAAGAAAGACUGCCAAGUCAGCCAACAUGUUCCGUAUCGCUCUGUUCGUUGUAUUCCUCGGAUUUUGUUCUGGUCAGAUGAUAAUUCCACCGCGGCCUCUUGGGUUCGUGUAUGGAAACGGAAGUAACGAUGCCUUCAUCCACCUAGACGCACACUUCGGGCCUUUGUGCCCUGACAGUAAGGCUGCCUUACCGAACCUGAAGCAGGUCGCGGACUAUUAUGGUGGCAUGAAACUCAAGCUCACCCUGCACAUGUUUCCGCUGCCCUACCAUCACCAGGCAUACCUGGCUGCAGUCGGCGGUGAGGUGGUAUCCAGCCUUACAGACGACAAUGAUACGUACAUGUACAUUGAGGAAGUUUAUAGCAACCUGGAAAUUCUCUCAAAUGACGCCACCUCCAACAUGUCAUCAAGCGACGUCAUGAAUACAUUGGGCGACCUUGCGCUCGCGUGCUGUGGAGUGGACAAAGCGCGUUUUCUGGCGGCCACCAAAAUCAAGGGCCAUGGAAACAAAGGCCCGCACCGCCUGGAAAUAUUCCGCCUCAACAUUUUGACUGACAAGUUCAUUUUUUGCCGGGCUGCUCUGUCUGUUGCUGUCCCUCUGCGAGCUCCCCCAAACCUUGUAUACGGGCACGUGCGCCGCAAUGGUGUUUACUCGCCGCAAAAAUCCCGAAUCAGGGUCAAGCUGCCCUCUGUGUUGCAGGAAACCCCUGUAGCCACGAACAGGAAGUCCGCCCCCGAUUGCAUGCCUUGCGAACUUAGAGGAAAGUACCGAAAAUCCGCGCGCCAGAGCCAUGCUGUCUCCGGUACCCCAAAGCUAAAGUCUUGGGAAUUUAGCCUUCGCUUUUGGGGUUUCUUUGAUGCUUACGUUCCGCACUGCUCGCGAGUCCUCCUUGAGAAAUGGGCGACUCGCGUCAGAGUCACUCGCCAAUGGGCCUGA